CCGUCUUUCCUCCCCGUCGCACCCCGCCCAAGCCCCGACCCAGGCCUCUCAGUCUUUUUUCUCAGCGCGUGCAGCUUCCUGCACACCCGGAAGCAGAUCGCGCAGGGAAACGAUCACAGCGCCGCGCGUCAGUUUCCGUCCACCUGGACUAAACGUUUGCUUCGCCCAGUCUACCUGACUUGGUGCACUUGGCAGUCUUCCUUUGUCCAUACCCGUUUCCCCGGGAUCGCUACGGACCUUGAAAUACCAGCAACAGCCCCUUCGCCCCAAGGUCUUGCUGUGUCAGACUAGAGUACAGUAUCAUGAUCUCCACUCACUGCAGCCUCAACCUCCUGGACUCAAGCAGUCCUUCUGCCUCAGCCUUUGAAGGUGCUGAGAUUACAGACGUGAGCCACCACGCCAGGCCUACAAGAUUUGACUUGUAAAGAGUUAAUUAUAUUGACUGAGAGGGAAGCCCAGAAGAGGAAGAAGAGGAAAGCAAAGGAGUCAGGGAUGGCUCUGACACAGGGACCUUUGACAUUCAGAGAUGUGACCGUAGAGUUCUCUCAGGAGGAGUGGAAAUGCCUGGACCCUGCACAGAAAGCUUUGUACAAGGAUGUGAUGUUGGAGAACUACAGGAACCUGGUCUUCCUGGGUAUCAUUCCUAAAUGUACGACCAAGGAAUUACCACCAAUAGGGAACAGUAAUACAAGAGAAAAAUUCCGAACAAUGACGCUGGAAAGACAUGAAUGCUAUGACAUUGAAGAUAUUUACCUAAGGGAAAUCCAGAAAAAUCUACUGGACCUUGAAUUUCAGUGGAAACAUGGUGAAAUAAAUUUUAAAGAAGUGCCAAUGACCUAUAAAAACAAUCUUACUGGUAAAAGAGGUCAACAUAGUCCAGAGAAUGUAGAAAACAAAUGUAUUGAAAAUCAGCUUACAUUAAGCUUUCAGUCACAUCUGACUGAACUGCAGAAAUUUCAAACUGAAGGGAAAAUUUAUCAAUGUAACCAAACUGAGACAACAGUUAAUAAUGGUUCCUUAAUGUCACCACUUCAAAUAAUUCUUCCUAGUGUCCAAACCAGCAUUUCUAGGAAAUAUGGGAAUGAGUUUUUGCAACUGUCAUUACCCAUCCAACUUGAGAAAACACACAUUAGGGAAAAGCCUUAUAUAUGUAAUGAGUGUGGCAAAACCUUUAGAGUAUCUUCAAGUCUUAUUAACCAUCAGAUGAUACAUACUACAGAGAAACCUUACAAAUGCAAUGAAUGUGGCAAAGCCUUUCAUCAGGGCUCACUACUAACUAUACAUCAGAUAGUCCAUACAAGGCGGAAACCAUAUCAAUGUGAUAUAUGUGGCAAGAUCUUCAGACAAAACUCAGAUCUUGUAAAUCAUUGGAGAAGUCACACUGGAGAGAAACCAUACAAAUGUAAUCAAUGUGGCAAGUCCUUCAGCCAAAGUUACAACCUUACAAUACAUCAAAGAAUUCACACUGGAGAGAAACCUUACAAAUGUAAUGAAUGUGGGAAAACCUUCAAACAAGGCUCAUGCCUAACUACACAUCAGAUAAUCCAUACAGGACAGAAACCAUAUCAGUGUGAUAUAUGUGGCAAGGUCUUCAGGCAAAAUUCAAAUCUCGUAAAUCACCAGAGAAUCCACACUGGAGAGAAACCAUACAAAUGCAAUGUAUGUGGAAAGUCUUUUAGUCAAAGUUCCAACCUGGCAACUCAUCAGACAGUUCACACUGGAAACAAACCCUAUAAAUGUAAUGAGUGUGGCAAAACCUUUAAACGGAGCUCAAGCCUCACUACACAUCAGAUAAUCCAUACAGGAGAGAAACCAUAUACAUGUGAUAUAUGUGACAAGGUCUUCAGUCAACGUUCACAACUUGCAAGGCACCAGAGAAGUCAUACUGGAGAGAAACCUUACAAAUGCAAUGAAUGUGGGAAGGUCUUCAGUCAGCAUUCACAUCUUGCGGGGCAUCGGAGAAUUCAUACUGGAGAGAAGCCUUACAAAUGUGAUAAAUGUGGUAAAGCCUUUAAACAGGGCUCAUUACUCACUAGACAUAAGAUAAUUCAUACCAAAGAGAAACGUUACCAAUGCAAUGAAUGUGGAAAGGUCUUUAGUGAAAAUUCAUGCCUUGUAAGGCAUUUAAGAAUUCACACUGGGGAGCAACCUUACAAAUGUAAUGUGUGCGGCAAGGUCUUCAAUUACAGUGGAAACCUUUCAAUUCAUAAGAGAAUACAUACAGGAGAGAAACCUUUCCAAUGUAAUGAAUGUGGCACAGUCUUCAGGAAUUACUCAUGCCUAGCACGUCAUCUAAGAAUUCACACUGGGCAGAAACCUUACAAAUGUAAUGUGUGUGGCAAGGUCUUCAAUGACAGUGGAAACCUUUCAAAUCAUAAGAGAAUUCAUACCGGAGAGAAGCCCUUUCAAUGCAAUGAAUGUGGCAAGGUAUUCAGUUAUUAUUCAUGCCUAGCACGUCAUCGGAAAAUUCAUACUGGAGAGAAACCUUACAAAUGUAACGAUUGUGGCAAAGCGUAUACUCAGCGUUCAAGCCUCACUAAACAUCUAAUAAUUCAUACUGGAGAGAUAUCUUACAAUUGUAAUGAGUUUGGUGGGGCAUUUAUCCAAAGUUCAAAACUUGCAAGAUAUCACAGAAAUCCUACUGGGGAGAAACCACACAAAUGUAGCCACUGUGGUAGAACUUUUAGUCAUAUAACAGGCCUGACAUACCAUCAGAGAAGACAUACCGGAGAGAUGCCAUACAAAUGUGCUGAAUGUGGCCAGGUCUUUAAUUCCACUUCGAACCUUGCAAGACAUCGGAGAAUUCAUACGGGGGAGAAACCUUACAAAUGUAGUGAAUGUGGCAAAGUCUUUCGUCAUCAGUCAACACUAGUGCGUCAUCGGAGUAUUCAUACCGGAGAGAAACCUUACACAUGUACAGAGUGUGGCAAAGCCUUUAGAGUGCGCUCAAUUCUGGUUAACCAUCAGAAAAUGCAUACUGGAGAGAAACCUUAUAAAUGUAAUGAAUGUGGUAAAGCUUUUAUUGAAAGGUCCAAGCUGGUGUACCAUCAAAGAAAUCACACUGGAGAGAAGCCAUACAAAUGUAUUGAAUGUGGCAAGGCCUUUGGGCGGUUUUCUUGCCUCAGCAAACACCAAAUAAUUCAUUCUGGAGAAAAACCUUAUAAAUGUAAUGAAUGCGGCAAAUCUUUUAUUAGUCGCUCAGGCCUUACUAAGCAUCAGACAAAACAUAUUGGAGAGAACCUUACAACUAAACUGAACGUGGCAAGGCCUUUAGAUGCUCUCCUAACUUCUGGGUUCAAAUAAUUCAUACUUCCUGAUAUAGCUUAUAUAAUUUUCACUUCUUUCUGAAAUCUUGUGGAAUUUCAAUACCCCGAAUUGGAGGUGGGACCUGGUGGGAGAUGACUGGAUAACGGGUGGAUUUCUCAAGAAUGGUUUAGCAUCACUUGGUGCUCUUCUCAGGACAGUGAGUUCUGGUGAGAUAUUGUUGUUUAAAAGU
Molecule: messenger RNA, 3496 nt
Organism: Saimiri boliviensis boliviensis (Bolivian squirrel monkey)
Lineage: Eukaryota; Metazoa; Chordata; Mammalia; Primates; Cebidae
Gene: ZNF836
Product: zinc finger protein 836
Biological process (GO): regulation of transcription by RNA polymerase II
Molecular function (GO): RNA polymerase II cis-regulatory region sequence-specific DNA binding; DNA-binding transcription factor activity, RNA polymerase II-specific
Source: RefSeq, a predicted model, not a curated record